UGUGCUCUGUGUGUGUAUGUGUGUGUGAGGCUGCGUGGGGGUGUCCGCCUGAUGUCAUUUGGCAGAAGGGGAGGCUGAGCUAGCGGUGGGCAUACGGGUGGAAAGCACAACAAUGACGUUCCCUUUUUACCGUUCAGGCUGGGACAUUUAAGCUUUUCGUGGGACGGAAACACGCAGCGUUUAAACCCGUGCAACAGUGUCACGGUGCUCGGGAGCAGCAGAAGAGGAGGGAAACAGGCUGGGGAUUGAAAGUACCAGAUGCUAUUCCAGCGGAGAAGGAGAACGGACUCGCAUAUGCAAAGGAGGGUGAUGGGUUCUCGUUUUCCUGACGGGUAACGUUAAACAUUUGGGGGGGGGGGGACAAACAAAAAUACACGGAUAUUGUGGAGUGGGUGGAACUUUGCUUCUUCUGGACCUCCGUUGAUGAGCCACUGUGUUUGAAAUGCUAGCGCAGUUGCGGUCUCGGCCGUCGAGCAGCCUCUGGGCCGCAGCUCGGCAUACCGAGCCCGAAUCUGGGUAUUAGCAAGCUAGCUGUUUGCUAGCUGCAGCUGUACCCGAUGCUGCUGCAGUGGAUGCUGCUGCUAAGCGGAUCCGAAAGACAACACAAGCGGUUCAGGGCCUCAGUGCUGGUUGAACUAUUGUUUCACCUGGACUACAGCGAGCAUUUGAGAUGUGAUGCUUUUGUGCGUCAUAUUUGAGCCUUUCGUAGCUGAAGGCUCACGCUUGACGCGAAGGGGCUAUCGUUGCUGCAAAAUGCACAGCAGAACCACAACAGCAGGCUCCUGUUGAAGGGGGCGAGGUUAGACUGAUAGCAGCCCACCCAGAGUCUCUCAACACCCGGGUUCCCCCUUGGACAACAACCACCACAUUUCCAAUAUCCUUCACCGCUUCAAAGGUUGGCGUGAUGGAUAAGCUAACGAUCAUUUCAGGGUGCCUGUUUCUGGCAGCAGAUAUCUUUGCAAUAGCCAGCAUCGCCAACCCAGACUGGAUCAACACUGGUGAAUCAGCAGGUGCUCUUACAGUUGGUCUAGUCCGGCAGUGUCAGACCAUCCACGGACGAGACCGGACUUGCAUCCCACCACGGCUGCCCCCCGAGUGGGUCACCACACUUUUCUUCAUCAUCAUGGGCAUCAUAUCCCUCACAGUCACCUGUGGGCUGCUGGUGGCAUCACACUGGCGCCGAGAAGCCACCAAAUAUGCCCGCUGGAUCGCCUUCACAGGGAUGAUCCUGUUCUGCAUGGCGGCUCUCAUCUUCCCAAUAGGCUUCUAUAUCAACGAGGUGGGAGGUCAGCCAUACAAGCUGCCCAACAACACGGUGGUCGGCUCCUCAUAUGUGCUGUUUGUCCUUUCCAUCUUCUUCACCAUAGUGGGACUGCUAUUUGCAGGCAAGGUAUGCCUUCCGGGCUGAGGAAUCUUCCAUGCUCGCCUCUGGACUGAAAAAAGAGGCUCUGAAAAUUUUAUGGGAUUUACAAAAACACGAUGACUGAAAAUCAAAAUCAACAAACUCUGGCCAGAAGCCUGAAACAGGGAAGUCUCUGCUUAUGUGUCAAAGGACCGCAGCACCAUGGAGAACCUAACUACUAAAAGAUGAAAAUGAAUAAAUGAACAAAACACUAAAACGGGACAUGGGCACAACAGGGUGGAGGAGUGUGAGAGGGGGCGUCCGAGGCUGUCGCGCCCCCCCUGCCACAGCCGAUUCGAGAUACGGCCGUUUCUCUGUUGUUGUUCUGCUGGAAAGGGGUGAUUAAUGUGCUGCUGUCAUGGCAACCGCAGCCACAAUGCUGGCACACAUUUCUUGAGGACCACUACAUCCACUCCUCAACUUGACUCCCAGCCGCCCUCCCCGCCGCCCUCAUCACACAUCUGCUCCGUCACGACCGCUUCCGUUGCUAUUUUUGGCUUCUCUUUGCUAUUUUCAGCUUUGUGUUUUUCUGUCGUUGUACAAUUUGUUCUCUUUUUUUUUUCUCCCAUACCCCACCACCUUUCCACUAAAGUAGUUUGAGUGUUACUGAGGUUCACUGAACUGAACCUUUGAAGGGAUCGGGGGGUUUCUGAAAACCUGGCUUGAGAGCAACGUGUAUUCUCUUCUGCCAAAAUCGCGCAGCCCCAGGUGUGCGGUUGUGGAGAGCAGCUGCAAUCCCAGCUGUUUAGGCUCACACAUGUCCUGCUGUGGAUGAGAGGUAGAUACAGGUGUGCUUCCUCUUUGUCUCAUCCAGCUCACACUCAGGAGCAGGUAGCAGCAUGGGGUGACCUCCCUGGGUAGCAGAACAGGUGAUCUAGCACCAUAAAGGAGAAUGCCACUCAAUCUUAGACCAUGUAUAAUGUUAUUUAUACAAACAGCAACCGAGCAUUAGUAUAGGCAGCUCAGCUACACCCAUCAUGCUGAAACGCAUACUUCCUUAGUGACUAGAAGACUGUGAAUUUAAAGAAUAAUCACCUGAACACACACACGUCUCUUAUAUUUGUAGUAACACUACAGCCACAUGCACAGUGACCUUUGUUCUCUGAGGCUGAGCAUCACUGCAGUGUUGCUUUUUGGAGAAAUUAGAUAGACCCACGCAUUGCUGACAGUAUUGACUUUUAUAAAUAGAUGAUAAAGUUACAUGUAUGAAAAAAAAAACGUGAAUUCUAAAAAUCAGUGGUAUUCUCCUUUAAUUGACAGGAAAAGACAAACCAGAAUGUUUUCUUCCUUUGCUUUUUUUUUCUUUUCUUUUUUUGUUGGUUGUUUUGUGCAGCAGUGAAGGCACUGGGACUGCAGGUCAGGUCCAUGCAUGGGGCUGUGCCUCAGGAUGCUGCUCGAGACGACUGUGAAUGUAACACACACACAAACACACAUUCACUUUGUCAGUUAAGCUCUUUUCGAUCAGUGUACUCAACAUCAGAUAAUACGCAUUCCCAGAGUUCCCAUCAGAAUGUGCUUUCUUUCCAGCAUUUAUCAGAAUAUUCUCACAUGUGGUCAUAUAUUGAUAUUUAUCUAGUAGGAGGUUUUAAAUAUUGAGACAAACUGGUUUCUCAAGUUCUGAUAUUUCCAGAGCAUGCAAACAGUUGAUAUAAUGCCAUGGAGGCACCAAAGUUAUUAUUUAAAUUUUUUUUCACAUGUGUUGCUGCAUCGAAACUUUUUGUGCCUAUUCUAAAGAGGCUGCAUGUCAGAGGACGAAUGUCCACAUUAGCCAGUCUGGUCAGCUGGUGGACCUUACCCAGCCAACAGUGUCCAAAUUUGUAAAAUAGUGAAAGUAAUUUAACAGAAUUUUAAAAAGUUAGUGUGAGUGCUGAUAAAGGUUGUCAUUAAAACACCAAUCCUGGUUAUACUGAAGCAGAAACCUGUAAUUUUUUCUCUGCCUGCUUUUUAAAACCUUUUUAAAACUCUGCCACCACAUCUCACUCUGAGAAUAAGCAGUUCAGACCUGAUUCUCCUGACAUCUUUUGGUUCUCAUUUAUGCGAAACAGCUUUAAAUAGCUGUAAGCUACAGUUAACUAAAGCACAGCUACAUAUUUUUAGCCUCUAUUAAGUCAAAUUUGCAAUAUCUCUUCUCAGUGCUGGCAAUGUAUGUGCAGACAGUUUUGUUAGGGUUAUGCUCCAGUUGAUGGUAACUGGGAAGUCAGAAUUUAAAAUCUAAAACUAAAUCAGUUAAAAAAACAUUGCUGAAGUUCAGAUCUCUGUAACUUGAGUAAGGCUCAUCUACUGUGACUCCAGUUACCUUUUUUUUUUUUAAAUGGCUGCGCACACUGUAAGUGCAGCCUUUCUUUGCUAUUCUGUGGAAAUUUUGUGCCUUGUUUACUUCGCUCAGUUCUUUACUGUAGUUAUGUACAUGACAGUGGAUGACAAGCACACCAAACCAGGAGGCAGCCAUACUUUUGCAGGCGCACGGAAAGGGUUCAUUACCUCAGGUACAUGAGCAACUUGCAUUUCAGCAUGCACAACUGGCAUCAAGGAGAGGGAAAAAAAACUUGCACUGAGCUUGAAUUGACUGAAUAAAACAUUAUCGUAUGGAGCCUCUGAUGUGUCAUCUUAAAGGGUUUGAAAAGCAAUGCUAUCUGUAGAUAUGGUUUCCAUAUUUCUAAAUUCAGUUUUUUCGUGGUGGAUAAUGACACAGUUUUGAUUUUACACCUCACAUCUUUUCUUCUACCCAUCAACCCUUCAGGAAGAAGAAACUUUGAGUCAUUCUGAAAAAUGCACUAAUCAAAUGUCUUCAAUCUCAGAAAUUAGAUUCACUCAUAAAUAUCUAGGGUCUAUCUACAGGUGACAUCUGCUGAAUAGUUCUUUAUUGAAAACCAGUUUGUGUUACUGGAAUCACAGUAGAUUCACAGCACAUUCAUCCUCUAAAUAUUUCUAAACAUCCCAUUUGUACUCAACAGUAUGGCAUCAUGUAAUUUAGUACCACUCUGGUGUUUUGGAAAGUGUGUUUGUGUGUGUUGAAACAGUCACAGUCGCUCAAUUGCAAAGUCUUAGUUUUGUUUUCUUUUUCGGUCUCCUGCAGCUUACUCUCAAUCUGAUGAUAUAUUCUGCUAAACUAUACACUCUGCCUCAGUUGGUUUAGUAUUGUGCCAUGACCUGUUUUGUUUAAUAAUGUACAGACACAAAAAGGCAGGAUUUCUGUAUUAGGAAGCACUGUGCAUUCAACAGUAUAGGUAACAGACUUAGAAGCACCACAAAUGUAUAAAAAAAACUUCUUACCUCAUGGUUUUUGUUUCUGCUAUUAUUUUCUAAGGUGGCAACGUGUGUGCCCUCUAAUUUGUCUCUUGCCUUGAUCGGAUGUCUACACAUAAAGCCUAUGAUCAUAGGAAAUUAUUUAUCACUGAAUAAAAACUGAAAAAUGGGUGUGUGUGACUCUGAAA
This is a messenger RNA of Melanotaenia boesemani (Boeseman's rainbowfish), 4836 nucleotides long. It is a transcript of the gene mosmoa, whose product is annotated as modulator of smoothened a. The record is from RefSeq and is a predicted model, not a curated record. Gene Ontology annotation, biological process: negative regulation of smoothened signaling pathway. Gene Ontology annotation, cellular component: ciliary membrane; Golgi apparatus. Bases 905 to 1408 code for a protein of 167 amino acids. Lineage: Eukaryota; Metazoa; Chordata; Actinopteri; Atheriniformes; Melanotaeniidae. The transcript is spliced from 3 exons.